Spodoptera frugiperda (fall armyworm) is the source of this 724-nucleotide messenger RNA. RefSeq lists its product as uncharacterized. The record is from RefSeq and is a predicted model, not a curated record. Lineage: Eukaryota; Metazoa; Arthropoda; Insecta; Lepidoptera; Noctuidae. The transcript has 4 exons. The coding region runs from base 133 to 702 and encodes 189 amino acids.
UGACAGCAAUUUGUUGCAAUUACAACUAAAUUAGAAUGUGUACUCACCAUAAAAUGUUUAGUGUAUAAAACUGUAAAGUAUUUGCAUUCAACGUUCGGUUCGACACAGUGAACUAGUGUCUUUGAUGGCAGUAUGUCCGAACGAUUGGGUUUUGUGCGCUGUCUUAUAAUUCUGUCUAUGUAUUACUGGGCUUGUGUGUCGGAAAAGAUUACGUACAUAAGUGUUGAGCAUCCGAAGGUGGAUUACAUGAAUACCAAGUACCUGGUGUAUGCCAACCUGACUGCGGAGAGGUUCAGCCGGUCGAACCCGGUGUACUACGUAGGACUACACUUCCACCACCUCAUCCCAUGGGGGAGUAAUAUCUAUAUAGAUGUGUAUUUCUACGAGCUGCUGUCGAACCAGUACAAGCGCAGCUUUGUAGAGAUGCACUUCGAUUGGUGCUACCUUGUCGAGAAAGACCUGUUCUUUGGAGCCGCUGUAAGAGCAGGCGGAUGGAAAGGGGGAUGCCCUCACGGACCGGGUAAAGUUAACCUGUACAAUAUGACAAUUAAUCCGGCAUAUAUACCCAGAGGUUUUCCUUUCACCAAGGGCAGGAUAUAUGCCAACUUCUCACUGACUAAGACUAAAGAGAGGGUAGCUGAGGGACAUAUCGACAUGCGGAUAGCGACGGUCGAAGCAAAGAGUAUUAAAUCGUUGUUCUAGUUUAAUAUACUCAUGUUAUACU